Molecule: messenger RNA, 1105 nt
Organism: Anguilla anguilla (European eel)
Lineage: Eukaryota; Metazoa; Chordata; Actinopteri; Anguilliformes; Anguillidae
Gene: gpx2
Product: glutathione peroxidase 2
Exons: 2
Biological process (GO): response to oxidative stress
Molecular function (GO): glutathione peroxidase activity
Source: RefSeq, a predicted model, not a curated record
CGUAUGCCUACCUGUGCAGUUAAGGACAGGCACAUCCACCGAUACAUGCACUCCUCAGAGGUCAGGACACGUGCACAGUAUGGCCUUCGUAGCAAAGACCUUCUACGAUCUCCGUGCGACGACGCUGGAGGGAGAGUCCGUGGAUUUUAAUAUAUACAGAGGGCGGGUGGUAUUGAUAGAGAAUGUGGCCUCACUUUGAGGGACAACCACGAGGGACUACAGUCAGCUCAACCAGCUACAGGAAAAAUAUCCCCAUCGAUUGGUUGUCCUCGGUUUCCCCUGCAAUCAGUUCGGCUACCAGGAAAAUUGUUCCAAUGGAGAAAUCCUGAAAUCUCUGAAAUACGUGCGCCCAGGAGAAGGGUUCCAGCCUAUCUUCACCAUGUUCGAAAAAUGCGAUGUUAACGGAGAGAACACACACCCAGUUUUCGCCUACUUGAAAGAUAAACUACCAUAUCCCUACGACGACCCGACCACUCUCAUUCAAGAUCCUAAAUUCCUUGUCUGGAGCCCUAUCAACCGGAACGACAUCUCCUGGAAUUUUGAAAAGUUUCUCAUUGCGCCAGAGGGGGAACCUUUCAAACGGUACAGCAAAAAAUUUAUAACUAUUGACAUUGAGCCCGAUAUCCAACGACUGCUGAAGCUAACUAAAACCUAAAUUUGCUGAUAGAAGAAAUGUAUUACUUUUUUCGUCAGUCACACAGAAGACAGGUGAUUUGAUGUUCCGAGGUUGAAUUGUGGCAUUUUCCAUAUACAUUUGAGUUUUACUAAAUGAAGGUAAUAUUCUAAAACAGUAAGUGGAAUAAUACCCGAGGUCUUGUAAAUAUUCAAUAGGUGUGGAUCAUGCUAUUUAUGUAUCAUGUGUAUUAUCCCUUUAAUUAAAAAUUAAUAAACCAAAUACUGCUUUUUGAUGCUGGAAGGACAAACCCUUAGACAAAUAUUAGUUCUGGCCUGUUUCUCCUUCUGCAGAAUUACACUUGCUAAAUGAUGCAGACUUGAUAACCGCUAUUGUAACAAAGUUAUCCUUUGCUGCCAUUUAUCACUAAAUUAAAAAAAAUGUUUUCAGCCGUAUGGUCAGCAUACAAAAUAUAGUCUCUUGGUAUCUGUA